This is a messenger RNA of Oncorhynchus tshawytscha (Chinook salmon), 1890 nucleotides long. RefSeq lists its product as uncharacterized. The coding region runs from base 361 to 1857 and encodes 498 amino acids. Lineage: Eukaryota; Metazoa; Chordata; Actinopteri; Salmoniformes; Salmonidae. The transcript has 3 exons. The record is from RefSeq and is a predicted model, not a curated record.
AAGGAAUCAAUGGGAUGCGCGUUCUUGUAGAUGCAGGAAUGCCCACAUGCAGGAACUCCUCAAUUUGCGGCGGCCAUCACACACUAUCUGCCUGCGCAUGAAACCCUGCUGACUCCCUGGGGAAUAAUAUCGCGAGUUUUGAUUGGUUGCUGGAUUUGGAACAAAGCUGCCGAACUUCAGAGUGAUUUAGGCUGCUUGCUGAAAGAAGCAUGUGGAGACCAGACAUCUAAGAGGUAGAGCAACUUGCAGGUGUGCGGUUAUAUGCGGGAUAUUGAGAACGUGAAUUUGGCAGUACAUCCAACUCCAGACAACGUGUAUGACUUCAUGUGGGUGUUGCUGUUAGCAGUAGGAGGUUAGGUGAUGGUGCAGAGGCUUCAAUCCGUUCUGACCCUCUACCUGUCAGGAGUGUUGGCUUUCCUAGGCCUGUGGUGGUACAUCUAUCGGAAGAAAGAAUACCAUCUCACUGACAAGGAUGACUCAAAUGAUGAGACGACCGCAGACCAGGAGCACCUGUCCUCCCCCAGAGACGUAGGUAACUGUGUUGUGGAGAACAGCCACUCGACUGGGAUGCAUCUGGACGGGCACGCAGUGAGGGAGCGGUCAUUAGUGGAACAGGAGCUUGUUGAUAUUACAAACACCGCAGCAGCAGAGCAGGGUAUAGUCCCACUCUGCCAAUCACAACCUGAGGUAAGGGUUGUGGCCGCAGACGGUCUCAUUCGUAGCCUGGUUACUGCUGCAGUGAAGCCUGUUUACGAGAGCACUGAGUCUUCAGCUCAAGUGUUCCUAGAGACUGCAGCUGAGGGUGGACCUGAGCAGGAUCUAGAAUUACAAUGGGAACACCAGCCAUGCGUGCCAUCAGCCAUGCGUGCCACCAGCCAUGAGUCAACUUGCUCCUUAUCAAUCUGUGACCUAGGCUCUGGUAAAUCUAAGUCCGUCGGUGAAAGUGCAGGUUUAAAUCAACCACCACAAUCUGAGACACUGGAGGACAUUACAAACAGCACUUUGAACCUGGAGCCUGCAGGGGAGGUGGUUAGACUGGAGCCUGCAGGGGAGGUGGUUAGACUGGAGCCUGCAGGGGAGGUGGUUAGACUGGAGCCUGCAGGGGAGGUGGUUAGACUGGAGCCUGCAGGGGAGGUGGUUAGACUGGAGCCUGCAGGGGAGGUGGUUAGACUGGAGCCUGCAGGGGAGGUGGUUAGACUGGAGCCUGCAGGGGAGGUGGUUAGACUGGAGCCUGCAGGGGAGGUGGUUAGACUGGAGCCUGCAGGGGAGGUGGUUAGACUGGAGCCUGCAGGGGAGGUGGUUAGACUGGAGCCUGCAGGGAGGUGGUUAGACUGGAGCCUGCAGGGGAGGUGGUUAGACUGGAGCCUGCAGGGGAGGUGGUUAGACUGGAGCCUGCAGAGGUGGAGGAGGUUAGACUGGAGCCUGCAGAGGUGGUUAGUCUGGAGGUGGAGCCUGCAGAGGUGGAGGUGGUUAGACUGGAGCCUGUGGAGGUGGUUAGACUGGAGCCUGUGGAGGUGGUUAGACUGGAGCCUGUGGAGGUGGUUAGACUGGAGGUGGAGGAGGUUAGACUGGAGCCUGCAGAGGAGGAGGUGGAGGAGGUUAGACUGGAGCCUGCAGAGGAGGAGGUGGAGGUGGUUAGACUGGAGCCUGCAGAGGUGGAGGUGGUUAGACUGGAGCCUGCAGAGGAGGAGGUGGAGGUGGUUAGACUGGAGCCUGCAGAGGUGGAGGUGGUUAGACUGGAGCCUGCAGAGGAGGAGGUGGAGGUGGUUAGACUGGAGCCUGCAGAGGAGGAGGUGGAGGUGGUUAGACUGGAGCCUGCAGAGGAGGAGGUGGAGGUGGUUAGACUGGAGCCUGUAGAGGAGGUGGAGGUGGUUAGACUGGAGCCUGCGG